UUGGAGCACCCGUGUAGACUUCCCAGAGGCUUGUGAUCCAUGUAAUGCUACGAAUUCACCUCGAUAUACCGAUUCAAAAAGUGGGCAUUUUGCUCUGUCAGAUCCGCAAAAUAGACAAUAG
Messenger RNA from Racocetra persica, 121 nucleotides. NCBI's taxonomy places the organism in Eukaryota, Fungi, Glomeromycota, Glomeromycetes, Diversisporales, Gigasporaceae. The record is from the annotation of a GenBank genome assembly.